AUGGUCUCAACUCGACAUUCUCCGGAUAAAACAUUGAAUAGAUGGUUCGCAGCUAUGAGAGGUACCUGA
Messenger RNA from Spirodela intermedia, 69 nucleotides. NCBI's taxonomy places the organism in Eukaryota, Viridiplantae, Streptophyta, Magnoliopsida, Alismatales, Araceae. The record is from the annotation of a GenBank genome assembly.